AUGCCGUUGCCCCUGGAGAGUGUUGUUAAACCCGGCGGCACGGUGGCGAGUGUUGCCAAAGACGAUGAGCACGAUACCGAAUGCCGCUGCCUCUGCCACCCACAGGUGGUAGAAGAAAGGAUAGCCAGAAGAGCCAGUACAAUUGAAUCUGGUGGCGCAGCGACGCUUGUUCGUCUUACUCCGGAUAGACAAAAAGAGGACACCGAGAUAAUAUACCCCAAUAUCCUGACUGGGGAAUGGCAUAUAUAUAAAUACUUCGUCGCUACCUAUGUUUCCCUCUGUCUCAUGCAAGAUACCUACAGAGAAAUUGAUACAGCACGAAACGGCCUUUUCCUACCCGCCGAAUUCGAAGAAGCGUUCGACGAUGACAUCCCUAGGUAUUUCGAGGAUCAACUCGGAGAUAUUUGGGACGGCCUUAUAACCUUAUAUCGACAUGAAUCAUCUCAAGCUGCUCGUGCUACUCGAUUUGCUCGAGUUUAA
Nannizzia gypsea CBS 118893 is the source of this 480-nucleotide messenger RNA. RefSeq lists its product as hypothetical. The record is from RefSeq and is a predicted model, not a curated record. Lineage: Eukaryota; Fungi; Ascomycota; Eurotiomycetes; Onygenales; Arthrodermataceae. Bases 1 to 480 code for a protein of 159 amino acids. The transcript has 6 exons.